Messenger RNA from Musa acuminata subsp. malaccensis (wild Malaysian banana), 5060 nucleotides. RefSeq lists its product as uncharacterized. Gene Ontology annotation, cellular component: cytoplasm. The record is from RefSeq and is a predicted model, not a curated record. Lineage: Eukaryota; Viridiplantae; Streptophyta; Magnoliopsida; Zingiberales; Musaceae. Gene Ontology annotation, molecular function: protein binding; ATP binding; protein kinase activity. Gene Ontology annotation, biological process: protein phosphorylation; signal transduction.
UCCUGUCCACCUCGCUUGCUUGUCGACCAAGCGAGAAGAGCGCCCCGUGCGGAUCCCCCGUCCGCCGAGCUUCCUCCUUCCAUCCGUCGACCCUUGGGAACGAUUCGAGGUUUUGAUCUUGGACAUCGAUCGUCUGAUCUGUAGCCCUAACCUUUUCAGCUUAUCCGUGUGGUUUCCGGCUUCCGUUGCUGCGAUCGGAGCGUUUUCGGAUUCUGAGGUCGGAGGCUGUGUUAGUGAUGUUGGAGCUCGCUCGUCUUGGGGUUGGAAUGAGCUAGCAGUGAAGACUUCUCGACUUUGACCUACAGGAUUUUUUCUUCUCAGAGCUAAGAAGUGCUUACAUUUCUGCGUGGUUUAAUUCCUAUGAUUCCCUGUCAUCAGAAGAGAAAUUUUUGGCUUGGUCAGGCAUGGAAUUAUGGAGAGUUUGUACGCUAAACCGUUUUACAUGUUGGUCUAGCUCUGGGCUCCUCCCUUUCAAUUAUUGGUAAAUGGAGAGAGAUAAAUAUGAGUUGGUAGAGUGAUUGGACAAGUUCUGAAUGUCUCAAUAUAAUCCAAUGGAUGCUAGAAAGGGGGUUGGCUCUGCAAGUCAAAGAUCCACACAGUUUCCGCCAAGCUCUACUGGUGCUAAUGUCAGACCACCAGAGGCUAGUGUAUUAGGUGUUGCAACACCUGUUCUGAAUUACUCAAUCCAGACAGGAGAGGAGUUCGCUCUUGAAUUUAUGCGAGAACGAGCAAUCUCCAAGAAGCCUAUGAUCCAAACUGCAACUGGAGAUCAAAAUAUGGCCACUGGCUACACAGACAUGACGGGUAUAUUGAUACCACACAUGGGGUCUGAAAGUGCAUCGGAUGUUUUAGCGCCUGCGACCGGAGAUAGUUGGCAGUUUAAGGAGGUUGAGAAGCAAAACUUCUCUGAAACUGAUCGUAAAGUUCAUUAUGAAUCAUCAUGGUCCAUGCCACGAGCGUCAUCUGGUGAGGGAAGCAGUCGAACAACACUUCAUGGGUAUUCUUUGUCAGAAUAUCCUGAUGUCUUAUCAAAAAGGAUGAAAUUCCUCUGCAGUUUUGGUGGCAAGAUCAUACCUCGUCCCAGUGAUGGAAAACUCAGAUAUGUAGGAGGUGAUACACGUAUUAUACGAAUAAGCAGGGAUAUUUCAUGGGACGAACUCAUGCAAAAGACAAUAGCAAUAUAUAAUAGGCCUCAUACUGUUAAGUAUCAGCUGCCUGGGGAAGACCUGGAUGCCUUGAUAUCAGUCUCAUGCGAUGAAGAUUUACAGAAUAUGAUGGAGGAAUACACUGUUCUGGAAGGAGCUGAUGGAUCGCAUAAACUCAGGAUGUUUCUAUUUUCUUCCGAUGAUACUGAUGAUGUGCACUACAGCUUGGGCAGUAUGGAGGGUGAUUCUGAGAUCCAGUAUGUUGCUGCGGUCAAUGGCAUCGAUUUGGGAUCUGGAAAAUCUUCACACGGGCAUGGAUUGACAAGCACAUCAAUAAGCGACUUGGAUCAGUUACUCAAUCUUAAUGUUGAGGCUGAAAGAGCUAAUCCUUACAUGGUUGCGACUCAGUCAGUUGGUUAUGUUACUGCUCCUGUAGCAUCUGCUACUACAUUCACUCCAACGCUGCAGGAAAGCUCAUCUACUGCAUACGAUAGCCAUUCACAGAGUUUUGAGGGCCAAAGAUACCAAUUUGUUGAAAGUGAACACUAUGCUUACAAUCCCAUCAAUCCUCCUGACAGAUAUCAGAAUGCAGAUAGCAGAGACUCUAUUGUUCUACCUAUGCCAUCUGAUUAUCAGUACCAAUCCAAUUAUACGGACAUUCCAGGCCAACAGUCUUUCUAUCAAAGCAUGCUGCAAGAUCCAUACAAUGGUGUGAGUCCAUUUGAUAGAGAAACUGUAAAGAAGAAUGAAAAACUGGCAGUUGAUAGUUUUUCUCAGAAAAAAGUGGAAAGAGAGCAUAUCAAUUCCCACAAUAAUGAACCUGCCAAAACCAUAGAUCAGCAUGAUGCUUCAGCUUCAAGUUCUAUGCAUGCUGAAAUUCCAUAUACUGCUGUGGCACCAGACGCUGUGACAUCUGUGCAACCUCCAAAAAAUAAAGGAAAACAACUAGAACCUGCUCCAGUCUUGUCAUCGACCAAUACUGUGAAUGCUGGACAUGGUUCUGAGAUGAAUGAAGAUGACCAGUACUCCAGCGGAGCUUUAAUGUCUGGCUUUUCUGACUAUGAAACUGAUGUUAUUAAUGUAAACUACGGUAAUCCACCUUCGCGUCCUUUCCGAGUUUACCAAUCUGAGAGGCUUCCUAGGGAGCAGGCGGGGUUUCUAAAUCGACUGUCUAAAUCCGAUGAUUCCAUUAAUUCUCACUAUCUGAUAAAUGAGGCAUGUCCCACUGGAGCUCAAGAAUCUAUUGCUGAAGCGGUUGACACUCUUGUCGAGGGAGAGUCUGGAGCAAAGCCUCCAUGCUCAAAUAAUGCAACUUUAGAAAAAUAUAAGAAAUUGGAAAAUACAAUUAAUCAAGAUUAUAAAUUCGAACCUGUCUCUGUUCUACAAGUAUCAGAAACUGUAAGUUCUUCUCCUCAGCCCAUGAGUGCUUUGAUUAAUCAAGAUAUGCAGGAUCCAAAUGGAGCUUCAAUAAGUUCAGUAGUUCAGGCAGGUUCUGAUCAUACUGAUGCCAGUGAUGAAAGAAAUUAUAAACAAGGGAGGAAGAUUCAGAUGCCUGAGUCUCAACAUGCACCUCCAAAGUCUGCAUAUAAUAAGCCCACUGUUGUUGAAGAUAGGAUUUUGCCAGAAUCAAAUAUGAGCAGACAGAUGGAAAAGGCCACAAAUGUUGGUGAAAUAGAUGUAACCAAGAUCAAUAUCCGAGAGCCACAUAAUGUUGGAGCUUUUAUUAAUGCACAGGAAGGUCCUUCCGUUCUUGCUGACAUUCCAUGGGAAGACAUAUCUAACAAGGAUAUAUAUAAUGGUAAUGUGCAACAUGCCCCAGCAUUUAGUUGGGUGGAAAGUACUGUUGGGGCUGUCUCUCGGGAGGAAACUUCUGCUCCCACCCCAGAGCGCAUUCUUAUUGAUAUUAAUGAUAGGUUCCCACCUAAUCUGCUCUCUGAUAUCUUUUAUAAGGCUGGAAUUGCUGAUAACUUGUCAAAUAUAAAUCUGCUGCGCAAAGAUGAUGCUGGAGUUAGCGUGAACAUGCAAAACCAUGAACCUAAGCGUUGGUCUUUCUUCAGAAAUCUGGCCCAGGAUGAGUUUGGACGCAAAGACUUUUCUCUUAUGGAUCAAGAUCACAUUAGUUACUCAUCUGUGCUUCCUAAAGUAGAAGAAGGGGUUUGUAGCCCAUACCAGUUUGCACCUUUGGAGAAUGAGAGAGUUGAUUUUGGUCACAUAGAUUCCCAAAUUGAUUUCAGUGAGGAAAUGCAAGAGUCAUCCAAUACCAUUGCAGAUAAUACCAAUAUUUUGCACGAGGUUUAUAUUCCAUCACAAAUCCCUCAUCCUCUUGGAAUUGAGAAGGGAGAAGGUUUGCAGGUAGAAAAUCCUUAUGCAAAGCUAGGAGAGACAUUAAAAACACAUAUUUCAGAGAAUGAUGAAUCAAAAUUUGAAGGUGGGGAAGCAGCUGAGCCAGUUUUGGAUGCUUCUGUUGAUGAUUUUGAUCUUAGUAAUUUGCAGAUAAUCGAAAAUGAGGAUCUUGAAGAACUGCGUGAACUGGGUUCUGGCACUUUUGGCACUGUAUAUCAUGGAAAAUGGAGGGGCACUGAUGUGGCUAUAAAGCGAAUAAAAAAGAGCUGCUUUACUGGCCGAUCAUCCGAGAAGGAGAGACUGACUAUAGAGUUUUGGCGGGAAGCUGAAAUCCUUUCCCAACUCCAUCAUCCCAAUGUGGUGGCCUUUUAUGGUGUUGUUAAAGAUGGACCAGGGGGUACCUUAGCAACUGUAACAGAAUUCAUGGUUAAUGGUUCUCUUCGACAUGUUUUACUACGCAAGGACAAGUACCUUGAUCGCCGUAAACGACUUAUCAUUGCAAUGGAUGCUGCUUUUGGGAUGGAAUAUUUGCAUUCAAAGAAUAUUGUACAUUUUGAUUUAAAAUGUGACAACUUGCUUGUAAAUCUUAAAGAUCAGUCACGUCCCAUUUGUAAGGUUGGUGAUUUUGGUUUGUCAAAAAUAAAACGAAACACUCUGGUUUCUGGUGGUGUCAGAGGCACGCUACCAUGGAUGGCUCCAGAAUUACUAAAUGGAAGCAGCAACAAGGUGUCUGAAAAGGUGGAUGUUUUCUCUUUUGGCAUUGUUAUGUGGGAAAUUCUCACGGGUGAAGAGCCUUAUGCCAACAUGCAUUAUGGUGCCAUUAUAGGAGGUAUCGUGAAUAAUACACUGAGGCCCCCAGUGCCAGCUACAUGUGAUCCGGAAUGGAGAAAGCUAAUGGAGCUGUGCUGGGCCCCUGAUCCAGCACAAAGGCCAUCCUUCACUCAAAUUGCAGGUCGUUUGCGAUCCAUGUCUGUUGCCAGUCAGGCAAAACCGGCCAAGUAAUGAUACUCUAGCCUUUCAUCCUCCAGAGCUGCACUGUCACUUGUUCUGGUUUUUAGUAUGGGUGAUACAUGGACUAUAUAAGGUACGUCAAACAUCAUAUAUUGUGUGUAUUUAGGUGUACACUUAUUAUUAGAUCAUCACGCCGAUCGAAAACAAAUUAUAUCUUUUUUGUGUGAGGUUUGUACCAAGAACCUUGUUAUCUAUCUGUAACUUAUACACACGGAUAUCUGUGAGCUACCUCAGUAGGAACCUUAUGCUGCUUAUAUAUCUCUCAUGGAUAGAAGAAAUUGCUACUCAAAAUAGAUUCACCACACAACUACUCUCCUGUCAGAACGCCAGAUUUGUGGCCGAGUUGAAUCUCAUUUCCUUGAGCUUGAAAACAUGGAUCAUGAAUGUAUUACUUCUUGAAGAGCUUUAAAAUGCAUGAUAUAUACAACUGCUGCUAUGCACUUUGGGGUUGCAAUGGAGGCUUAGUUUGUGCUAUAUUGGGUUGUGAAUCUUUAAUGCUCUCCCUCCCUUUUCCUGAUAUUUUGAACUGUUCUUUUGAUGUGAAAAGUGUAAGCAUUGUCA